CCAAUCAGAGGGCAGCUGGAACACAACAACCAAUCAGACACCAGAGGCUCCUUCCACCUCUCAGUUCCCGGCCGCGCAACCUCUGGUCCGUGGCGCCGGGUGGGACAAUGCGGACUCUGCUGCAGCUGGCAAGAUGGGGCCUCUUGGGCCGUAGCCUCUCUCUGGUCCAGACCGCGAGGAGCCUCCACUGUGGGGUCUCUAGCUGGAUCCAUGUGAAGUUGCCCCCUGAACCUAAAGAGGUUGAUCGCUGGACAGAGAAACGAGCCUUAUUUGGGGUCUAUGACAAUAUAGGAAUUCUAGGAGACUUCCAGGUUCACCCCAAGGACUUGAUCACAGGGCCCAGGUGGCUGCGAGGCUGGCGGGGAAAUGAGCUACAGAGAUGCAUCCGCAAGAAGCAAAUUGUAGGUCACCGAAUGUUUGAUCAGGAUUACAAGAACCUUAACAAAAGGAUCAGGUUCCUGUACAGACGUUUCAACCGCACUGGAAAGCACCGCUAGGAGCAGACCUGUGAGAGCUAGCCAUGUGCCUCCUGGAAGGAAUGGCAUCCUGGGUGUAACAGGUUUAGCACCUGGAGCUGUGCACAGAUUGGGGUGUUGUAAAAUCGUAAUAAACUGAGUUUCUCUUCUACAA
Molecule: messenger RNA, 630 nt
Organism: Terrapene triunguis (Three-toed box turtle)
Lineage: Eukaryota; Metazoa; Chordata; Testudines; Emydidae
Gene: MRPL51
Product: mitochondrial ribosomal protein L51
Exons: 4
Coding region: 108-497 (129 amino acids)
Biological process (GO): translation
Cellular component (GO): mitochondrial large ribosomal subunit
Molecular function (GO): structural constituent of ribosome
Source: RefSeq, a predicted model, not a curated record